UGCAUUGUAGCAGUGUACUCAGUUACUCAUGAGCCUAAACUCCCCUUUGGAGGAGCUCCUCUGACUGCAGAUGAUGUUGCCCAGCGAAUGCAGUGGUUGAUUGAUUGUGCUCUGUAGGGACUCUGUUACUCUGUCACAGACUCUAAACUGCCUUCCUGAUCCAGUCUCAAAAAGUCCCUUUGUUGUUCAGCACACCACUGCACAGCACAGAAGAGGACACUUGCCACAACAGACUGGUUGAACAUCUGUAGCAUCUGUUUGAAGGACGCCAGUCUUAGGAAGUAAAGGCGCUUCUGUCCUUGUCUGCAGUGACCGUGACCAGAUCACACCCCUUGAACUUGGGCUCAUCUAUUCCACUGUGUUGUUUUUUUUUGCUGACUUAUGUGUGUCAGGAUGCGGCAGAGAGCGGACCCACAUCCACAGUGCCAGGACACGAGGAUGUUUUCUCUAAACAGUGGACGUCUCCUCAUGUCCCUCAGUGCCUUGGUUCUUCUCUGCUCCGUGAUCCUCGUUCUACUGACGGACUCUAGUUCAGCUCAGCCUCUGGAGGCUGCAUCAUCUCACACUGUGACGGCUUUAGCUGGUGAAGACGUGGUUUUGCCGUGUCACCUGGAACCAGCUGCAGAUGUGGUUUCUCAGAGUCUGGAGUGGGGAAGACUGGACCUGAAUCCAAGAUUCAUCCACGUGUGGCACGAAGGUCAGGACCUCCUGCUCAACCAGAACCCGUCCUACCGAGGCCGGACCUCCCUGUCCACAGAGAAGCUGAAGCACGGAGACCUGUCGCUGACGCUGUCUGCUCUCACACACUCCGACAACGGCAGAUACAGAUGUUACUUCCCCUCCACGGCCAAAACCGCUGAAGUGGAGCUGCUGGUUGGUUCCGUCUCUUCACCCGUCAUCGCCGCCGUCACCGUAACCAGUGACGUGGUGGUGCUGGAGUGUAGGAGUGGAGGCUGGUUCCCAGAGCCUGAGCUGCUGUGGCUGGACGCUGAGGGAAAGCUCCUCUCUGCUGGACCUACAGAGACAGUCAGAGGUUCUGAUGACCUCUAUACUGUCAGCAGCAGAGUGACUGUGGACAAGAGACACAGCAGCAGAUACACAUGCAGAGUCCAGCAGACCUCCAUCAACCACACCUCAGAGGCUCACAUUGAAGUUACAGAUGAUUUCUUCCCUAAAACACGUUCAUUUGCUCCAACCAUCGUUGUUGUUGUUGUUGUUGUUGUCAUUGUUGUUGUACUUGUGCUUGUGGCUGUUGGAUGGAAGUGGAGACACAAUAAGUCCAAUAAGAAGCCAAACCGUGAUGAAGAAGCACAGAGAAGCCAAGAGACAAAACACACUUCUAUCGGUUCAGAACAAGCAUGUUUGUUAGAAAAUGAAAGAAGCAACAGUGAAAAUUAUACAACUAAUGGACAAGAGGCAAACGUACAAACAUCAUAUGAUCCCAACAACGGACACAACAGAGGAAUGAAUGAAGCUGAUGAAAACGCACAAGAUGACGUCACAUCAGGAGAAGGAACAGUGAAAAGGAGAGAGACUCCUGAUACAGAACAUGAAGAGGACACAAACACAACAUCUGGUCCAGUGGAGGCUUCAGCUGAUGACAACAAAUCCAGUGUCAACAACAGAGACACACACGGUUCAGGAGAUGCUGGAACUAAUCAGAACCCAAUUAAUCAAAGUGAUAGUUUGAAGAAUCAACAUGAAUAUGAGAAAAACAAGCCAGGAAAUCAGCCUCCUGCUGAGGACGAAUCAAAGCCUACCAACAACAAAGACAACACAAAUUCAGUAUCUGCAACAACAGAAUCCUCCUGUAAAGAUGAAGGAGAAACAGAAGAUCAACCAGGGAAGAAAGAAAACAGUGGUGAUGGAAAAGAGCAAAGAGAUCAAACAUCACACCCGAAGGGCGAGAACGGACAAAACCUGAAGGUUGAUGAAGAAGAAAAUGGUCACAACACGUCAGAGAAAGAAAACAACCAAACAGCAGAUGUCGAUCAAGCUGAUAACAACAGAAGAACAGAGGACGUUGAACCAGACGGAGAAAACAGCAAACAGACAGUAGAUGUGAGUGCGACUGCAGAACAUGGAGAGGAGAAGAAUGAUGGGAAGGACACAACAUCUGGUUCAGGAGGUGCUGGAACUGAUCAGAACCAAACUAACCAAGGUGAUAGUUUGGAGAGUCAAGAUAAAAAUGAGAAAAACGAACUAGAGAUGAAGAAGGAAAAUGAAAAAAAUGGUCACGAGGAAGAUAAAAAACAAAAAACAUCUGUAGACAACAAACCAGCAGCUAAGAAUGAAGCUGAUGGACACAAACAACAAGAUGAUGUCACAUCAGGAAAAGGAACAAUGAAAGAGACUCAGACUCCUGAUACAGAACAUGAAGAGGACACAAACACAACAUCUGGUCCAGUGGAGGCUUCAGCUGAUGACAACAAAUCCAGUGUCAACAACAGAGACACACACGGUUCAGGAGAUGCUGGAACUAAUCAGAACCCAAUUAAUCAAAGUGAUAGUUUGAAGAAUCAACAUGAAUAUGAGAAAAACAAGCCAGGAAAUCAGACUCCUGCUGAGGAUGAAUCAAAGCCUCCCAUCAACAAAGACAACACAAAUUCAGUAUCUGCAACAACAGAAUCCUCCUGUAAAGAUGAAGGAGAAACAGAAGAUCAAACAGGGAAGAAAGAAAACAGAGGUGAUGGAAAAGAGCAAAGAGAUCAAACAUCACACCCGAAGGGCGAGAACGGACAAAACCUGAAGGUUGAUGAAGAAGAAAAUGGUCACAACACGUCAGAGAAAGAAAACAACCAAACAGCAGAUGUCGAUCAAGCUGAUAACAACAGAAGAACAGAGGACGUUGAACCAGACGGAGAAAACAGCAAACAGACAGUAGAUGUGAGUACGACUGAUGCAGAACAUGGAGACGAGACGAAUGAUGGGGAGGACACAACAUCUGGUUCAGGAGGUGCUGGAACUGAUCAGAACCAAACUAACCAAGGUGAUAGUUUGGAGAGUCAAGAUAAAAAUGAGAAAAACGAACUAGAGAUGAAGAAGGAAAAUGAAAAAAAUGAUCACGAGGAAGAUAAAAAACAAAAAACAUCUGUAGACAACAAACCAGCAGCUAAGAAUGAAGCUGAUGGACACAAACAACAAGAUGACGUCACAUCAGGAGAAGAAACAUUGAAAGAGACUCUGAGUGCUGAUACAGAACAUGAAAAGGGGACAAACACAACAUCUGGUCCAGUGGAGGCUUCAGCUGAUGACAACAAAUCCAGUGUCAACAACACAGACACACACGGUUCAGGAGGUGAAAGAACAGAAUCUACAUGUGGAGAGAAAGAAGAAACACAAGAAGAUCAUUCAGAGAAGAAAGACAGCAGAGAUGGAGAGAAGGAAUCUGAGAACACACAAAAACAGGAAGUUGGAGGAAAUGCAACAAAUAGUCUCAAUGGGACAGAGAAAGAAAAAGAACAAGAACAUCCCAUAAACAACCAAACAGCAGAUGUCAAUCAAGCUGAUAACAACAGAAGAACAGAGGACGUUGAACCAGACGGAGAGAACAGCAAACAGACAGUAGAUGUGAGUACGACUGAUGCAAAACAUGGAGACGAGACGAAUGAUGGGGAGGACACAACAUCUGGUUCAGGAGGUGCUGGAACUGAUCAGAACCAAACUAAUCAAGGUGAUAGUUUGGAGAGUCAAGAUAAAAAUGAGAAAAACGAACUAGAGAUGAAGAAGGAAAAUGAAAGAAAUGGUCACGAGGAAGAUAAAAAACAAAAAACAUCUGUAGACAACAAACCAGCAGCUAAGAAUGAAGCUGGUGGAGACAAACAACAAGAUGACGUCACAUCAGGAGAAGAAACAGUAAUAAGGAGAGAGACUCCUGAUACAGAACAUGAAGAGGACACAAACACAACAUCUGGUCUAGUGGAGGCUUCAGCUGAUGACAACAAAUGCAGUGUCAACAACACAGACACACACGGUUCAGGAGGUGAAGGAACAGAAUCUACAUGUGGAGAGAAAGAAGAAACACAAGAAGAUAAUUCAGAGAAGAAAGACAGCAGAGAUGGAGAGAAGGAAGCAGACAUGUUCAUGAAAAUGCAAAUUAAUUUAUAACUUUUAUUGAAAUGCAUUUUUUCUGGAUUUUUUGUUAUUGUUGUGUCUCUCACUGUUCAUUGUACCAUUGAAAUUAUGGACUGAUCAUUUCUUUGUAAGUGGGUAAACUUAAAAAAUCAACUGGGGUUCAAGUGCUUUUUCUCUCUGGAUAUUAAAAAAAAGAGAAUUGUGCAUAAGAUGGGAUCUAGGGAUCCCACCAAUGAAGCAUUCAUACGAUUUAAAUUGUUAAAAUUCUUUGAUCUAGUGGAAUAAGUGUGCUGUGUUUGAAGUUAUUACCUGAUGGAAUUCAAAAACGAUUUAAAGAAAGAGAUGGGUGAUAUAUAAAUUUUAAAAUUCAUGCUAUACUGUACACAAAACCAAAAAAAAUAUUUUGUCUUUCUACAAAAUUUGUACUGGAGUAAAACUAUGGAUAAAUUAAGCAAAGACAUAAAAAAUAGUAAUAGAAUUGAUGUAUUUAAAUAUAAAGGCAGGUGUCAAUCAAGAUACAGGCAGGGACAAGCUACAGUAUGAUUAAUUAGAUAGAACAUUGUUGGUGCAUGAAUGAAUGUAUGAAUAUUAACAUUCUGUAAUAUUUUUUUUACUGUAAUACUUUAUGUGAUGUAAGAAAUAAUACAUGUAUAACUAUUAAUUACAAAUAGUUGAAAUGUGAGGUCAUGGGUUAGGACUAGAUAAGUCUAAUGUCUUCAUAAUCCAUUCAAGCAUGUACUAGGUC
Messenger RNA from Betta splendens (Siamese fighting fish), 4819 nucleotides. Its product is annotated as butyrophilin subfamily 3 member A2-like. The coding region runs from base 382 to 4107 and encodes 1241 amino acids. The record is from RefSeq and is a predicted model, not a curated record. The transcript is spliced from 7 exons. Lineage: Eukaryota; Metazoa; Chordata; Actinopteri; Anabantiformes; Osphronemidae.